AUGGCUCCUCACGCUAGCGUGGAAAGUGCCAAUGGCUCCGUGAACGGGUCGGCUUCUCAAUCCUCCCCUCUGUUUACAGUCCAGUCCCCCAAUGUCGUCUACACCGCCGACGAGAUCAAGAGUCAGUACGCCUAUCAGACUACUGAAAUCACUCGCACCGCCGACAACAAGCUCGUUGCCACCCCCAAGGCCACCAACUACAACUUCAAGGUCGACCGCAAGGUUGGCAAGAUUGGUAUGAUGUUGGUCGGAUGGGGUGGUAACAAUGGUUCCACCGUUACUGCUGGUAUCCUCGCCAACCGCCGCGGUCUCUCUUGGGAGACCCGCGAGGGCAAGCAGACCUCCAACUACUAUGGUUCUAUUGUUAUGAGUUCUACCGUCAAGCUCGGUACCGACACUAAGUCUGGAGAGGAGAUCAACAUCCCCUUCCAUGACCUGCUUCCGAUGGUUCACCCCAAUGACCUGACCAUUGGUGGUUGGGACAUCAGCAGCUUGAACCUGGCUGAAUCCAUGGACCGUGCUCAGGUCCUCGAGCCCAGCCUCAAGGUUCUUGUGCGCAAGGAGAUGGCCGAGAUGAAGCCCCUGCCUAGUAUCUACUACCCAGACUUCAUUGCCGCCAACCAGGAAGACCGUGCGGACAACGUUCUGGAGGGUACCAAGGCUUGCUGGGCCCACGUCGAGAAGAUCCAGCAGGAUAUUCGUGACUUCAAGGCUCAGAAUGGCCUGGACAAGGUGAUCAUCAUGUGGACCGCUAACACUGAGCGCUACGCCGAUAUCGUCCCCGGUGUCAACGACACUGCCGACAACCUGAUCAACUCGAUCAAGGCCGGUCACGAGGAGGUUUCUCCCUCCACUGUGUUCGCUGUUGCUGCCAUCCUGGAGAACACUCCGUUCAUCAACGGAUCUCCCCAGAACACCUUUGUUCCUGGUGCUCUCCAGCUUGCCGAGAAGCACCGUGCCUUCAUUGGCGGUGACGACUUCAAGUCUGGCCAGACCAAGAUGAAGUCCGCCCUGGUCGACUUCUUGAUCAACGCCGGUAUCAAGCUCACCUCCAUUGCCAGCUACAACCACCUUGGUAACAACGACGGCAAGAACCUGAGCUCGCAGAAGCAGUUCCGCUCCAAGGAGAUCUCCAAGUCCAACGUCGUUGAUGACAUGGUUGCUGCCAACCACAUCCUCUACGAGAAGGACGAGCACCCUGACCACACCGUGGUUAUCAAGUACAUGCCUGCUGUCGGUGACAACAAGCGUGCUCUUGACGAGUACUACGCUGAGAUCUUCAUGGGUGGCCAUCAGACCAUCAGCUUGUUCAACAUCUGCGAGGACUCUCUGCUGGCCUCGCCCUUGAUCAUUGAUCUGGUUGUUCUGGCCGAGAUGAUGACCCGUGUCAGCUGGAAGACUGAUGAGGAGGGUGCCGAGUACAAGGGCUUCCACAGCGUUCUGAGCAUUCUCAGCUACAUGCUCAAGGCUCCUCUGACUCCUCCCGGUACCCCCGUUGUCAACGCCUUGGGCAAGCAGCGCUCUGCUCUGAUCAACAUCUUCCGUGCCUGUGUUGGUCUGCAGCCUGAGUCUGAGAUGACUCUUGAGCACAAGCUGUUCUAA
Penicillium malachiteum is the source of this 1602-nucleotide messenger RNA. RefSeq names its product inositol-3-phosphate synthase INO1. The record is from RefSeq and is a predicted model, not a curated record. Gene Ontology annotation, cellular component: cytoplasm. The coding region runs from base 1 to 1602 and encodes 533 amino acids. Gene Ontology annotation, biological process: phospholipid biosynthetic process; inositol biosynthetic process. The transcript is spliced from 2 exons. NCBI's taxonomy places the organism in Eukaryota, Fungi, Ascomycota, Eurotiomycetes, Eurotiales, Aspergillaceae. Gene Ontology annotation, molecular function: inositol-3-phosphate synthase activity.